GGCGAGGCGAGGCUUGCUGAGGCGAAGCGGCGGCCGGGCCGGGCCGGGCCACAGGCGGUGGCGGCGGGACCAUGGAGGCGGGAGCCGCUGCUCCGCGUCGCCAGCUGCUUCUCCUCGUGCUGGCAGCGGCCGCCACGUUGCUCCCGAGGGCGACGGCACUACAGUGUUUCUGCCACCUCUGUACAAAAGAUAAUUUUACCUGUGUGACAGAUGGGCUUUGCUUUGUCUCUGUCACGGAGACCACAGACAAAGUUAUACAUAAUAGCAUGUGUAUAGCUGAAAUCGACCUAAUUCCUCGAGAUAGACCAUUUGUAUGUGCACCUUCUUCAAAAACUGGGUCUGUUACUACAACAUAUUGUUGCAAUCAGGACCACUGCAAUAAAAUAGAGCUCCCAACUACUGUAAAGCAGCCUCCUGGCCUUGGUCCCGUCGAGCUGGCAGCUGUCAUUGCUGGACCGGUCUGCUUCGUCUGCAUCUCACUCAUGUUGAUGGUCUAUAUCUGCCAUAACCGCACUGUCAUUCACCAUCGAGUGCCAAAUGAAGAGGAUCCUUCAUUAGAUCGCCCUUUUAUUUCAGAGGGUACUACAUUAAAAGAUUUAAUUUAUGAUAUGACAACAUCAGGGUCUGGAUCAGGUUUACCAUUGCUUGUUCAGAGAACAAUUGCAAGAACUAUUGUGUUACAAGAAAGUAUUGGCAAAGGUCGAUUUGGAGAAGUUUGGCGAGGAAAGUGGCGGGGAGAAGAAGUUGCCGUUAAGAUAUUCUCCUCAAGAGAAGAACGUUCAUGGUUCCGCGAGGCAGAAAUUUAUCAAACUGUAAUGUUGCGCCAUGAAAACAUCCUGGGAUUUAUAGCAGCAGACAAUAAAGAUAAUGGUACAUGGACUCAGCUCUGGCUGGUGUCAGAUUAUCAUGAGCAUGGAUCCCUUUUUGAUUACUUGAACAGAUAUACAGUUACUGUGGAAGGAAUGAUCAAACUCGCUCUGUCCACAGCAAGUGGUCUUGCCCAUCUUCACAUGGAGAUUGUUGGUACCCAAGGAAAACCAGCUAUUGCUCAUAGAGAUUUGAAAUCAAAGAAUAUCUUGGUGAAGAAGAAUGGAACAUGCUGUAUUGCAGACUUAGGACUGGCAGUAAGACAUGAUUCAGCCACAGAUACAAUUGAUAUUGCUCCAAACCACAGAGUGGGAACAAAAAGGUACAUGGCCCCUGAAGUUCUAGAUGAUUCCAUAAAUAUGAAACAUUUUGAAUCCUUCAAACGUGCUGACAUCUAUGCAAUGGGCUUAGUGUUCUGGGAAAUUGCUCGACGAUGUUCCAUUGGUGGAAUUCAUGAAGAUUACCAGCUGCCUUAUUAUGAUCUUGUACCUUCUGAUCCGUCAGUUGAAGAAAUGAGAAAAGUAGUUUGUGAACAGAAAUUAAGGCCAAAUAUUCCAAACAGAUGGCAGAGCUGUGAAGCCUUGAGAGUGAUGGCUAAAAUCAUGAGAGAAUGUUGGUAUGCCAAUGGAGCAGCUAGGCUGACAGCCUUACGGAUUAAGAAGACAUUGUCACAACUCAGUCAACAGGAAGGCAUCAAAAUGUAAUUCUACAGCUUUGCCUGAACUCUGCUUUUUUCUUCAGAUCUGCUCCUGGGUUCUCGUUUGGGAGGUCAAUUGUUCUACCUCACUGAGAGGGAACGGAAGGAUAUUGCUUCCUUUUGCAACAGUAUAUAAGAUUGAUUAAAAACUUCCCAGGAUUCUUUGGACCCAGGAAACAGCCACGUGGGUCCUUUCUGUGCACUAUGAACGAUUCUUUCCCAGGACAGUUAUAAAAUGUUGUGUAGUCUAUCUUUAUUUUUGAUUAACAAAACUUGUUUUUUUUUUUAAAGAAUAUUGCUGGUCUUAACUUUAGGUAACUCUGCUAUGCUGAAGAUCAUAUGUAAGGUUAAAGGAACUGGAUUGUUGGGUUAUAUGAAACAUUUCUUAUUUUUAAAGAAAGUGAUUUACUCCUGGUUAGUACAUUCUCAGAGGAUUCUGAACCACUAAAGAGUUUCCUUGAUUCAGACUUUGAAUGUACUGUUCUAUAAUUUUUCAGGAUCUUAAAACUAAUACUUAUAAAACUCUUGAGUCUAAAAAUGACCUCAUAUAGGGAUGAGGAACAUAAUUUAUGCAAUUGUAUUUUGUACACUGUUGUUCUUUCACAUAUUCAGAACAUUACAUGCCUUCAAAAGGGAUUGUACUAUACCAGUAAGUGCCACUUCUAUGUCUUUCAAAUGGAAAUGAGUAGAAUUGCUUAAAGUUUGUUUGCUAAAUCCUAUAGUGUUUGAAUUUAAAAAGUUUAUUUAUCUGGGUAACCCAAACCUUUUCUAUUUUGUUUUUUGGAAGGGUUUUUGUGAUAUGUCAUUGGGUAUUCCAUUUUGAAAAUGCCUUCUCCUACCAAAAUGUGCUUGAACCACUAAAGAAAUGCAGUGUCAUGAAAUCAGUUGUUCCAUGGUCAUGUUGGAGUAAUCUCACCUCUAGCUUUUGCAGUUGAGUUGUGUGGUCUGAGUGUACUUUAAACAUUCAAGCGGCACUCGAGAUGCUCACAGUGCUUUAACUUAAUCUUGAUAGCAUUCAGACUCAUUUUCUAUAAGGGAAAGUUUGUCUAGCUCUUGUGAGAAGUUGUGUGGUAUUCUGUAAGCCAUUUUGUUCUUUAUUUGAUCAAAGACAGUGUUAUUUUUUUAAGAAAUGAAUUACAUUUAAAUUAGAAUAUGGUUGAUGUUAAAUAAUAGACCUUUUUCUAGGAAGGCAAAUGUAGUUAAUAAUUUGAAUAGACAACAGAUGGGUACAACAAUCACAUUUGUUUUGUAGGUGUAAGUGUUCAGUGGAUUCCUGUUUUUGUGAGGUUAGAGUUAGUGUAGAUUGGAGGUCUCGCUACACUUUGAGGAAGGCAGCUUUUAAUUCAGUCUUUCCUUAUCUCAUACAUGCAGAUAUUGCAGCUGCUCAAUUUACAUGGUUAUAUAAUGAAUUCAGUGCACCUUGAUAUUGGGAGAGCUGAUAACUAAUGGACACUGAGUAGGUUUUCCAUUUACAGAUGUUUUCAGUCAAAUUAAAUGUUUAAAGUAAACUUUUCAUGGUCUUCUCAAGUGAAGUUGGAACUAUCUUGUAACAACUGGUUUUUACUUUUAGUACUGUAAAGUCUCUUUGUAGGGAUUUUACAGUUUGCAGAGUCUUUCUUAUCACUGUGAUCUUAUUCUGAGGGGGGAAAUCUAUCUCAUAGCUAAGAGGGGAACUGACCUUGUAGUGCUGUCCCUGAGAAGAGGGUCACAAUAACCUUCACAGUAUUUUGGUCAGAAAGAUUGUGGUUAUUUACACUGAAUGAGUUGCAUUCUGAUAAUGUCUUCUCCUUAUACAUAGAAUAAAUUUGAAAGACUAUUUGGUCUUAAAACCAAAGUAAUUUUAGAAUGAAUGACAUAUUCCAUAGGAACUUAGUGUAAAUUUCAUGUGUUUAAAAACAUCCCGGGGAAAAUGUGCUUAGAGGCUAAUACUUUGACCACAAAUUUGAGGGUUUUUUCCUGUAGUUACUAUGAUUUUAUUGAAGUAAAUGAAUAAUUUUGAGAGGUUUGUUUUUAUAGUUGAGUUAUAUUACCUGUUUAAUAUUCUCUAGCUCUAUGAUCAGGUACUAGGUUUUCUUGUUUUUGUUUUUGUCUUGGCCUUUUCUAAGCUUACAAGAUCUGCUUUAUGAAAUCCAGGGACCAACGCAUUUUAUCACAAAACUAUUUUUAUAUAAUUUUAAGAAUGUACCAAAAGUUGUUUGAAUUAAAGUUGUAAUACAUGAUUUCUCACUUUCAAAUAAGAUAAUCAACUUUUAGUAAAGAUAACAUCAAAAAUUGAGUCAUACUAUUCUUGCCUAAGUGGAUAAAAUGUACUUUUGAUGAAUCAGGGAAUUUUUUUUUAAAGUUGAAAUUUAGUUCUAAAUUGAGUUUACAUAUUACUGCAGCUAAUUUCUUUUUUGCCUAGGGACAGCUUGAUGAACCCCAAUUAAGUAAUAUUGAAAAUGAAAGUAAUAUUAAAAGAUGAGAUAGGUCAUAACUUCAGAUAAAUUUGGCUGGAGUAAUACUUGUGUCAUUUAGAAACAUAGUCCUUUGUUUAUACAGCCUGUGCUAAAUGUUCACCCUCCAAGAUUUAGCAGGCUAAAAAAUAUCUUCUAGAAAAUCACUUGCCCACAUCAUCUUGUCAGUACCUUGAGGAGUGAGAGUGGGAAAGAAUGACAUAAUGGGGCGUCGACAUCCCUGGUCCUUCCUCCCUAUCUUCAGUUCUCUUUCUUCUAGCCUGCCUUCCUGCUGGCCACUGCUCCCUACCCUUUUGACUGGAGAGUCGCUUUUGAGACCUGGAGUGAGGUGGUUGAUGAAAGUUGUGGAACAUACUUCCAUUUCCUUGAGUCACUGGAUGUGGCAGGGAUGAGUGGAUGAGGCUUAGAAUAUUCCUGCAUUAAUUUUAGCUAAGUAGAGUGACAGCAAGGUGGCAGCUGUGACAGUGGGAGUUGUGCCAGAAACAGUGGCCACUCAUGUCCCUUGUAGGACAGUAAAGCCUGAAGAGCCGAGCCUGUAAUUCUGCUGUAACAAUAGUGCUCAAGAAGUGCCUUGAGUCAGUGAACAGUGCCACACCAUUAAGAAAUCCAGAUUUCACUUCUUACUGUAAAAUUUAAGUGGUCACUUGGCCAAUUUGAAGUCCAUGGGUGAGUUGCUUUUUUUUCCCCCUCAUGUUUGAGAAGUGUCAGAGACUUUUUGUAAAACAAAUGAAAAAGUGCUGAUUAACAUGCACAACAAAAUUAGUAUCCCAUUAGCUAUCAAAAGGUUGUUUUUAUCCAUGUACCGAAGAAUGAUUGUAAAUCAACUGUUUUGUUUCUUGAUUGUCACAGUGUUCUGGCUCCAAAUGGUGGAUACUCCAAAUAAGGUUCUGUUACAGCAAGGCAGAAAAUAUUCAGUUAUUUUGAGAUCCUAAAGAAUAGGAUAACUCCACACAUGUAUUGCACCUUCUGUGUUUUGGAAUGCAAGAAUACUUGUGGGCCCUCUCUCUGGGAAUGCUGGACUCCCUAAGACACCAUGAGGACUGUCAGUACACUAUUUUCAGUCCCAUUAUGCAGUCUUAUUUUUAAAUGGAAACUUUUAAAAAUAUGAUUAAUAACAUUCAACCUGUUACUUAAAAUUUAUGAACUUCAGUGAAUUUGUUUUUAUUUUUAACAAGAUUUGUGAAUUAAAUAUCAUGAACCGUGUUUUGAUAACUCUUUUUUCACGUUGUGCCAAUGGAAUAGGGUGUUUUAUAUUUCUUUAUAUGUCAAGGAGAUGCUUCAAAAUGUCAAUUGCUUUAAACUUAUAUUACCUCUCAAGAGACCAAGGUACAUUUACCUCAUUGUGUAUAUAAUGUUUAAUAUUUGUCAGAGCAUUCUCCAGGUUUGCAGUUUUAUUUCUAUAAAGUAUGGGUAUUAUGUUGCUAAAUUCAAAUGGUACUGUAUUGUUUAUAUUUGUACCCCAAAUAACAUCAUCUGUACUUUUUGUUUUCUGUAUUUUAUUGUAUUUGUGCAGAAUUCUUUUGACUUUAUCAGUGUAGUCUCUGCGCUUUCAGAUAUGUACAGAAAUGUCCAUAUAAAUUUUCAUUUAAGUUGAAUGAUUUUGAAAAGCCUGUAAAGAGGAGAGAAAACAUAAACUGCAUUUCCCCAUAAGUUUUUUAAUAUUGUAUAUUGUAUUUGUAGUAAUAUUCCAAAUGAACUGUAAAUAGAAAAUAGAAGAGUGAAGCUUAAGUCCUAACACUACAGUAGAAAAUGAAAGCAAUGCAAAUAAAUUACUUUUUUUCCCAA
Molecule: messenger RNA, 5802 nt
Organism: Marmota flaviventris (yellow-bellied marmot)
Lineage: Eukaryota; Metazoa; Chordata; Mammalia; Rodentia; Sciuridae
Gene: Tgfbr1
Product: transforming growth factor beta receptor 1
Biological process (GO): heart development; cellular response to growth factor stimulus; protein phosphorylation
Cellular component (GO): signaling receptor complex; plasma membrane
Molecular function (GO): ATP binding; SMAD binding; transforming growth factor beta receptor activity, type I
Source: RefSeq, a predicted model, not a curated record